This is a messenger RNA of Medioppia subpectinata, 1681 nucleotides long. The record is from the annotation of a GenBank genome assembly. Lineage: Eukaryota; Metazoa; Arthropoda; Arachnida; Sarcoptiformes; Oppiidae.
UUAUUUGAUAAUCCCUGAAUAUUUGUGGUGUAUUUAAAAUUUAAAUAUCAUUGUAAUAAUUAUGUCAACCGAUAAUAAGCCGAUGAUUGUAAUCGGCGCGGAUGUGGGCAGUGGUAGUGUUCGGGUGGCGUUUAUAAAGUUAGCCGAUGGUCAGAUUGAGGCCACACCACUGGCCACUCAUAAAAAGGAGAUCACUGUUCACAACCCUAUGGGAGAAAUGUACGAACAAAAUAGCGAUGAAAUCUGGUCCGGACUUUGCGAAUGCGUUCAAGAGUGUUUGAAGACAUCGAAAGUGAAUGUGAGCCAAAUCGGAGGGGUUUCCUUCUCCGCCACCUGUUCUCUCGUUAUUAUCGAUAAAAAAAAGAGUGGCAAUGAUGUGGUGAUGUGGAUGGACCACAGGGCCAAUACUGAAGCCGAUCUUAUAACCAACACUAAUAAUGCAGUUCUGCAACAAAUGGGUGGGAAGUGUUCGCCUGAGUUCUCUUUGGCCAAACUCUUGUGGUUAAAGCGAAACGACAAACAAAGGUUUGAUGACGCGAUCGGGUUUAUGGAACUCCCGGAUUGGUUGGCCUGGAAGUGCUCCGGACUCGACGUCAAAGACUAUCCCCGAUCGGUGUGUAGUGUUGUCUGUAAGUGGGGUUACGAUGCGGUCAAUAAGCGCUGGAACGACGCCUUUCUCGAUGCCAUUGGACUCCAAGAGUUUGCGAAAGACAAGUCUAGGAUCGGAGAGAAAAUCGUGAAUCCGGGGACACAUAUCGGGUUUGUAAGCAAAUGUGCGGCCAAACAAUUGGGUUUAAUUGACAAUUUGGAUGCCGUGGUUGACAUCUCAAUUGGGAGUCCCAUAAUCGACGCCCACGCGGGCGUCCUAUCAAUGCUUAUGUUUUCGCCGGACAUCAAGAAUGGUGGGCAGAGUCUGGAGUACGACAACAUGUUUUGCAUGAUUGCCGGCACUUCCACUUGCGAUAUGAUAUCCACUCGCGAGCGUUACUUCACUCAAGGCGUUUGGGGCCCCUAUUAUGACGCUAUAUUUCCCGGUUAUUACGUACGAGAGGCCGGACAGAGCACUACCGGCAUACUUGUCGAGCAUGUCAUCAAAAAUAGCGCUCAAUACUAUCGCAAAUACAAAGACAUGUCUAUGAAUGACAUCAUUAAAGAGCUGAACGAACAGAUUCUGAAGAAGCCCUUCAAGAAUCGGCUGAAUGUGAAUCCGUGUUUUCAUGGCUCCAGAUUACUGGCCAACCCUUAUAUGAGAGGCGGUUUCUAUGGCUUAACGAUGAGUGGUAACGGUAUUGUGGAAAGUUACCAUGCUACUAUUGAGGCACUGGCUUAUGAGACCAAAUACAUUCUCGACGAACUCAAAAUUCCCGACUUAAAAGUGGUGCUAAUAAGCGGUGGUUUGGCGAAGAACGAGGUGUAUAUGCAGGUGCACUCGGAUGUGCUCAACAUAGAUGUGGUCACAUUCUCGAUGGGCGACGCGGACCUAAUGCUUGUGGGCGCCGGACUGCUUGGCUAUCACGCCGUACGGCAACAGAGUUUAAGCACAAAACUCAUUAGUUAUCCAAAUCUGGAAGUAAAACGCUAUACACCCACUAAAGAGCUCAGAAAUUAUCACAAUCUAAAAUACAAGUGCUUCAGAGAGAUGUUGGAAAGCGCGACAAGAAUUGAGAAUUUAAUGAAAGGA